AUGAAGCGAAAAAAAGCGACUCGUAAAGCGAUUUCCAAUAACGGUCAUAUUUCCCCCUCUGUGGGGCUUUUUCCGGCCACGAUCUCCACGAUAAUGGGUUAUCCAUGUGCCGGUUUCACUCCGUGGUGCACGUCUUCCAGAUUUUUCGAUCUGCAAGCCACGUUCUCUUGCGGUUUCUCAUCCAAACAGGGAGUUCGGAGUUUUGAAUCUCGAAAACCGCCAUGGCGCAAAUCUUAUAUAUUCUCUGUUCUUUUACAGUUUUCUUCUCAGAUUCACUCCAAAUUUCCAAUGGGUGAUAAUCUUAGACAGAGAAUGCAGAAUAUUAAUCUCGGAAUUGAUGACGAACCAGUGCUCUUCCCUACGACGCUGCUCAAUCAAGCCUCCACAACGAACCAGUUCUCUCUCGUGGUCGUGCCUCUCAAUCCCAAAAAGCAAAAUCUAAGAGCAAUGAUUUCCGCACUCCCUCGGGUUUGGGGACUUGAAGAUGCAACUUCUGGUCGGAUUAUUGGACACAAUCAACUCCAAUUUCUCUUCCGAUCUGAAGACAUGAUGAAUCUGGUGCUACAACGUACUCCAUGGUCCUUUGCCGAUUGGAUGGUGACAGUUCAUCGUUGGAUGCCAAACUUAACCGAGACCUCUCGUAAAAUGUUACCAUUCUGGAUGCAGAUCCGUGGUAUACCAAUCCAGUUCUUGUCCCGUCAGACGAUAACCUUCAUUGGCGACUUGUAUGGUCAAGUUAUUGGUGUCGAUUUUGAUGAAAAUUCGACGCGUGUUGACUUUGUUCGUGUUCGGGUGCUGUGGAACUCUGAUAUUCCCCUGCGAUUUCAGAGGAUUUUUCAAUUUGAGAAUGGAAUCAAUACCAUCCUCCGUUUCAAAUUUGAGAGACUCCGCAAUUUCUGCAAACGUUGUGGUUUGCUCUCUCACGACAAAAAGGAUUGUCCUCUUCGCCUGGAAGAUGGCGAUUUCUCAGAUUCCGAUGGUGAUGGUGAUGAUAAUGGAGGGAAUGAUCCAGAUCAAGGUCUUGCGAUGGACAAUUCUACAAACCCAUCACCUCCUAACACCACAGUACUUAACACAAUUCCCUCAACAACACCUCUUUCUACUGAUGUGGUGGAUCCUCUUAUCUCCAAUAUCACUGAAGCGGCAACUCUGGAGGAUAUGCGUCUGAGAGCACUUCGAUGGCAAGGGGGAAAGUCAGAGAAGAUGAAUAUCAGGAGAUGUUUGGUGAUGAUGUAG
Molecule: messenger RNA, 1236 nt
Organism: Eutrema salsugineum
Lineage: Eukaryota; Viridiplantae; Streptophyta; Magnoliopsida; Brassicales; Brassicaceae
Exons: 1
Coding region: 1-1236 (411 amino acids)
Source: RefSeq, a predicted model, not a curated record